Messenger RNA from Durusdinium trenchii, 1511 nucleotides. The record is from the annotation of a GenBank genome assembly. NCBI's taxonomy places the organism in Eukaryota, Dinophyceae, Suessiales, Symbiodiniaceae.
GUGCGAUCCAUGGAGGGAGUCGGGGUGCCCAGAACAUCCACUCACUUAGGGACCAAACACCACCCCGUCUGGUGACUCCUGGUUUUUUUGGUUUUGGUCGAUCCCGACCUCGAAUCGGAAAGGACGUUAGGAUGGAAAGGACGGUGCGUUCUCGGCGUUCUGGCGCGGUCCGGCUCGAGCCGGCGCGAUGUGUUUCUCUUAGACCCCAAAAACGCGGUGUUCGCCAGACCAAAGAGUGUGUGGUGCUUCGCCAUGGAAGCUCGCAGAUCCUCGAAGUUUGCAGAAGUUCCUCACAGUGAGACCACGGUGGUGCUCACCGGCUUGCCGAAAACCCUGAACGCCGAGAUCAUGUUGGGGAUCUUAGACAAGAGCUUCGCAGGCCGUUACGACUACUUCUAUUUACCCAUGGACGUGGAACGGGUGGAGAGCAGGGGACUGGCGUACAUCAACUUUCGUUCUCAUGCGGACGCCGUGAGGUGCUGCCGUGACUUCAACGGCUUCAGCCGAUGGCCUGGGACGCAGCAUGACCGAAGAUGUCGAGGACAGUGGUCCUCGAUCCAAGGGUUGGAGGCCAACAUCGAGAAGCAGCAGCAGGCUGAUUGGGUCAGCUGCAAUGUGCCAGAAGACUGCAAGCCAAUGGUUUUCGAUGAGGAGGGCAUUCGCCUCCCGACCUGGGAGGUGUUUGUCUCUCUAGACAACAAGGCUUCGGGCAGCAGCUCGAAUGACAAAGGAUGGACGAAUGAAUGGUAUGGAAGCAGCUCCAGUCAGCCAUCAGAUCGGAAUACGCAUGAGGGCUGGUCAGAAUGGAGCAAGACAGAAUGGAAUUAUGGCUGGUCGAAAGAGGAUUCCUGGAAAGACAAGACGUGGAAGUCUGCCUGGUCGAAAGAGAAGUCUGCCUGGUCGAGGGAUGAGACCUGGACAUCUGCCUGGUCGAAAGAGAAGUCUGCCUGGUCGAGGGAUGAGACCUGGACGUCUGCCUGGUCGAAAGAGAAGUCUGCCUGGUCGAAGAAAGACAGGUGGGACACUGGCAUGAGGGGCUUCCAGGAGGUCUCCCAGCUUGAACAGUGCGAGGUCACGAAGGUCCCCCAGGUCUCGCCUUCGGAGCAGGUCUCGUUGGUUGAGCUUUUCGAGGGGCUUCGCUUGGUGGACCCUCUCCGUUUGGACUCCGUGGACGCGACCCGCGCGGCCCCGGCAGUGUGGAGCGAGAGCGAGAGUUCCUGCGUGGCGUGUGGGGCGAAGUAUGCCUGUCCAGCUUGCAGAGCUGGUUUUGCCAAGUGGUCUGCCUGUCAGCAUCACAUUGUGAAUUCCGAAUGUGUGAAGGUCAUCGAGCUGGACAAGGUGGACCUGCAAGAGGUCUGUAAACAGGCGAUCCACAGGACAGAGAAGGAGGUGGACAGAGGACAGGCGAUUCAGACACAUCAGGAGAGCAUUGUAGAGGAAGAGCGUCGCUUUCAGUGAAUCAGCUGAAGGCCUAGCAGGACAGCGAUCGCCGCGACUAGUCGCGAGCAUGG